This is a messenger RNA of Erpetoichthys calabaricus (reedfish), 5039 nucleotides long. RefSeq lists its product as uncharacterized. The transcript has 12 exons. Lineage: Eukaryota; Metazoa; Chordata; Cladistia; Polypteriformes; Polypteridae. Bases 105 to 3635 code for a protein of 1176 amino acids. The record is from RefSeq and is a predicted model, not a curated record.
CGUCACUAACGAAAGCGAAACUAACGACGUUGAGGAGCGGAAUGGCUGACAGAGGGACUCUUGCUACCUAAAACAGGUCGACAAUUCCGUAUGUCCUGGAAAAGAUGGAGAGAAUCGUCACCUGGACGACCUUCCCGAUCCUUUUGUUGUCCCUCGGAGUUACCGUGACGGACGCGGACGACCUUCAGCUGGUUGGGGGAAAUGUUUAUGAACUGGUAAACAUGGACAUUAUUCUGAAAUGUGUAAUAAAGAACAUGCCAACCAGUGUGAGAAUGGAAAAUAUGGGUGUUGUGUGGACAAAGACGGUUUCUAAUAAUCAGACAUCAAUUUAUACCUUCCAAGCUGGAAGAGAAACCCCUCAACGUAAUGGAACCUACAUGGAUAAGGAUAAACUUUUGGAGGGAGAUGCUUCACUCCAUCUCCGAAAUGUACAGUUUGAUGAUGAAGGUCAAUAUAAGUGUGUUGUGUACAUCACUCCAGUCAAAGGUGAACUGCAAUUUCUGCUUGAAGUAUCUGAUCGCCCCCGCGUUGAUAUUGAGCCAAAGGAAACCGAAGUAUUGAUUGGUAACGAGCGAUCCAUUGUAUGCAGAGCAAAUAACUUUUACCCUAACAAGAUUGACAUUAAAUGGAUAAAAGUCAAAGGAGGAGUGAUUGAACCCGUGACAGAUAAUGUCUGCACUGGAAGUCCUACUAUGAAUGACAAAGGGAUCUUUGAUAUUAGCAGCCGCAUCAUAAUAAAGCCAGUGAUGGAAGAUAAUGGCAACGUGUACAGAUGUGAAGUAUUUCACAGGACAUUUGAAGGUGGAUUCUCUGUGGAAUCAACAUUGAGGGUCAAAGAACCAGAAGAAUCUUCAAAUGCUCUGAUGAUCACAGGGAUUCUUAUUACAAUAUUGUGUCUUCUUGGAAUCACUGCAUUUCUGUUAUACCUAAAAUUAUUUAAGCCCAUUGCUCCUCAGGUGACAGAAUUACAAACUCCUGAUACAUUGAAACAUAAAGAACAAUCACUUUUGUCCGUCUUAGUGUCUGGAUUUCGCCCUAGAAAUAUUAAAGCUAUUUUAUAUCUAAAACGGGCAAGUCAACAACCAAUUCAGAUUUUUUGGUAUGAAUUAGAACAAAAGAAACCAAUCAACAUUUUGAAGAAGAAAACCACUGACGAAGUUCGUGUGCCUUUGAACAUCAAUGGAAAUGAAAGUGUUACAGAUGACUCAUUUAAGGCCAACAUUAAAGAAGGAAAGGCUCAUGGAGACAGCACAUACUCAUUUACAUUGAUUGUAACAACUUUUCCAGACAUUUAUAAAGACAAUGGUGCAGUUCUAACCCUCGAAAUUCAACACUCAUCAUCUAAGAAACCCAUUGAAUGGAAACGGAAGAUUAAUGUCAUUGGAGUGAAGCCCAGACUGAAUCAGAUACUGGUGCCACCCAUUCUGGUACACGGCGACCUUGUUGCUCUGACCUGCCCUAUCAAUGGAUUUAAACCCCGGCCUUUGAUUAUCACAUGGUACAAGCAAGAGCUAAAAGGGAAGGAAAAGAAAAAAAUUCUUUGUGUUAAUGAGAACGGCGGACUAAAGCACUAUAGUAAUGAUGUACAGAAAAAGAGAUACUCUCACAGUAUAAGUGAGAUGGUGGACGAGACUGACCAUACUUAUGAUGUCAUUAGUGUUCUGACCUUUAUUCCAUCAGUCAGUGAUGAUGACCAGGCCACAUUUAUCUGUGAAGUUGAGCACAUUGAUACCAACUACACUGUAAAACAGGAGAGGGUUAUACAUGUGAAAGCGACUCCAAAACUAGACUCAAUUCAGCUGGUGCACGAUUCUCCUGUGGCAGGUGCUUCAAUGGGUUUAACCUGUAGAAUUCACUCUUACUACCCGCAAACUUCCCUUGAGGUGUUCUGGUAUCUCGAUGACACUCGUCUAGUAAGCAUUGAUGUUGGAGACACGACCAGGUCAGACGAUGAACUAUAUUACUGCACAAGUAGCGUGAAAACAAUUCCUUACUGGGAAGAUGUGGGCAAAGUGUUUAAGUGCUUGGUUAAGCACGAGAGUUUACCUGUAUCUCGAGAAACAAAAUGGACUUUGGAUGAACUAGUUUCACUACCGAAAGUAUACGAAAUCUUAAGCAACCCAAAACUACCAGAGCUUGGAAAGCCUCUUACACUCUGCUGUGUGGUCAGUGAAUUUUACCCAAAAGAUUGUGACGUUGUUUGGGUCAGAGGAUAUCAAAGAAUGGAAGAUGGAACAAAAACAGAAGAGCCUGAAUUAGACAAUAUCACUAAACUGUACAGUCGAAAAACACAGCGGACGUUCUACCCCGUCAUAGAAGAUCUGGGCAGUGAGUUUACUGUGGAGAUGACUCAUCGUGGAGUUACUCAUCGGCCUGAAAAAGACUUGUUUGUUAUGAAAUUUAAAGGUAUUCCAACAGUGAGUGCAGUCACAAAGGACACUAGUAUUUGCAACUAUGGACAUCCCGUGAAGUUGUCCUGUGAUGUCACAGGAUUUCUUCCCAAAGACAUCACUGCUGAAUGGAGGCAAGACGGAAGAACAAUAACGGAAGGGGUGGAAAAGGUGUACAGUGAUGGCACUGAUGAACAUGGCUGCUACAGCCUGAGCAGCACCUUGGAUUUCAUUCCUACAGCGUAUGAUUUCAACAAAGAUUACUACUUUUUUGUUCGACAUCAGAAAUUAAAGGAACCGGUUGAGAGGCGUGCAGAAGUAUCACUGAGUGUAAGACGACCUGUGAUCUCUGAGAUCGUGACCAACCCCCAAGUUGUACAGUUUAAUCGGAAGGUCCGCCUGAGCAUCAAUAUUGAAGAUUUCUCACCUCAGGAUAUCACAGUGAUGUGGAAAAGAGCAGACAAGGAGCUUAAAGGGACACUGAACAAGGAGCUGAAUGCCAACAAGCUGCUGAAUGCAGAAAGCUGGAUUGAGUUCUUUCCACGGUUCCAAGACCAAGCGUGCAACUUCCAGUGUGAGGUGCAGCACCUGUUCUCCAAAUUCCAGAAGAAGAAGGAAUACGUACUGCUUGUGAAAGGCUGCCCGUACGUCUCGGAUAUCGUCUCCAGCUCAAGCGAACCAGCAGAAGGCCAGAAAGUCACCCUGACCUGUGACAUAAGCCAAUUCAGCCCCAAGGAAAUUGAGGUCUCCUGGCUUAAAGAUGGCAAACCUGUAAAGAGUGGCAUGAGCACAUCACAGCCAGCUGCUCAAGCCAACAGCACAUACAAUCUUACGACAAAGCUGGUUGUGACGGCUGAGAAGAAUGGCGGGCUUUUCAGCGUCCUUGUCAAACACCCGACUCUGGGUGAUGAAACGAUUAAACUGGAUCACAGGAUGACCGUCGGUGCUGAAGGCCCAACUGGACGCAUCAGGUGUCUGCAGAAGCGACCCAAGGCUGGAGAAGAUGUCACAUUACACUUUGACUUUCAAGGAGAUGAGGCUGAGAAGGACUACGUAACAUGGUUUAAAAAUAAGAAACCUUUAAAUUCAGACUUGUGGAACUGCGUGGCACUGGAAGAUGACAUGACUUUCCGGACCACCAUCACCUUUAAAACGUCUCCAGAAGAAAGCGAGUGUGAAAUUCGCUGCGAGAUAAAUGAUGGCUACUUUCCUGUUGAAGAGACUAUGAUACUCAAACUUUUCUAACUGCACACACACACACACACACACACACACUAAUGUGUGGCGAAGUGGAUACCUGGUGGUUGAUGUCACCAAGGGCACUGCCUCUUCAUGGUCAUCUCCUGCAAUGCUGUCAUGACUCAAGUGUGCCUUAAAGGAUACAACUGGUGGGGUCAACACGUCGUAACCUCAUGCGUGGUGCAACAAGCCCACAAGUCCCAGUUCCUUGUCAUGAUUCUCACUCACAUGUUCUCUACUGACUAGUGAGGGGAUGCAAUACCAAAAAGAUGAAAUGUAACGUCACACAUAAGAAAUGUGGCAAAUGAGAGGAGGCCAUUCCGUCCUUCAAGCCUGUUUGUUUAGCUAAUAGCUACGCUGUCCCAACAUCUCAUGCAGAUUCUUUAUAACAUAGCGUAUAUACAUAAGGACAUGAAGUGACAACGAGAUCAUAAAAACGGUCACUAAAUGAAGUUGAGUGAGGGCCAAAAAAGAAGAAAAGUGGGCAUAUGGGGUGGCUGAGGGCUUCAGUAGUUGUGAUAGCCAGUGUGUGUUACGUAUGCCCUGAAGUAGCCAGCUGUGUGCCAGUGAUAUGCUGUGCUGGCCUCGCCACCUCUGUGGCAUUGGAUUGAACAGGUGACCUCACAGGAUGCAAUGAGGAUGGACACCUCUCCAAUAUCCAUAAUGCACUGUGCCCACUUCAGGUCAGUCCAAGAGAUGACCCUCUUCACAGAUGCCACCUGGCUUCUGAAGUCUGUGAGCUUAGUGUCAGUUAUAGCACCUGUUGAUCAGAUCACUACCCACAACUCCAUGUUGGCACUUGUGCCAGGGCUAUCAUCAGUAAGAGCGGUGCUUUGGUAGACCAUGUGACCGCUGAUGGGAGGGUUACAUGCACUUUUCUACUGCAAAGAAAUCUGGAGUUGACCGUGAAGUGUCGGCCAGCUCUGCUUAAUGCCACUUUCUAAUGGCCAAGGUGUGGACUCUUGGAUCAGUCACUUCACCCCAUGCAUGAAGCACUUCAGGGUGGUGUUUGCUGUAGCAAGUCGCCACAUCUGUUGGACACUCCAUCUGUACCCUCACAGCUGGGUCUCGCCAUGUGGCCUUGGACUCCGUGGUCACCUGCCAUUGUUCACUUUUGUUCUGCAUAAACUUUACUGUAAAAACAAAAAUUUAAUCUGCCAAGCCUCUGUGCCACACUUGCUACGUUGCCAUGAGGCCACAGGCUGAGACUGACUGGCAUGCAGUGCUGUGAGAAAGUAUUUGCCCCCUACCUGAAAGCUGCCUUUUUUGCGUAUCUAAACACAACGAAUGUCUUCUCAGACUUUACACAACACGUAGCGUUAGAAAAUGGGAACUCAAAUGAACACAGGUUGCACUUUUAAAAUCACAACUUUCAUAAUUCAAGGAGCAAAGUGUUCCAACACCCCUGUG